Messenger RNA from Bolinopsis microptera, 3468 nucleotides. RefSeq lists its product as uncharacterized. Bases 1 to 3468 code for a protein of 1155 amino acids. The transcript is spliced from 3 exons. The record is from RefSeq and is a predicted model, not a curated record. NCBI's taxonomy places the organism in Eukaryota, Metazoa, Ctenophora, Tentaculata, Lobata, Bolinopsidae.
AUGAAAAGAGAGAGCCCUUUUGAGAAAGACCAAGAUUGGCAGAUUAUCUGGGACGAAGAUGACCUCCCAGCACAGUUCCCCCAGCACAUUUACGGAACUGCAGAACGUCCCGAUAUUGUAGUCUGGUCUGAUAAAGGAAAGGUGGUCAUAUUAGUAGAGUUGACAGUUGGUGACGAGAGUAACUUUAGUGACCAAGUAGAACAUAAAUGCCUCAAGACCUCCGAUCAGGUGGGGAGCAUCAAAGGUCAACCCGGAUUAACUGAUGAAGGACCUUUGAGAAAGGACGACAAUAUUUGUCAAUGGUGCAAGCGCGAGUUCAAACAAGUCGCAAAACAUCUGUGGAGAUGUAAGAUGAGACCGGCGGAGCUCAUAACCGAGCCUCAGGUGAGGGGAGAUGACAUCCGUAAUAAUUUGUCGGAGCAGGGAACAAGCCAGGUUUACAACCACAGCGCAGAAACGGGACCUGCAAGCUCUGAUAUACAGUUCCACUUUAAAGACUUAGAACCGCCUGCCAUAGGGAUGGAGGCCACAAAGAAACUUAAACUACCAACAGCAGCAGAGAAGGGAGUAUGGAAGGGAAUUGAUGAAGACCUGAUUGUUUUGGUGAACAAUGUAGCAGCAGAGGACGUGGAGUCCCGACUGGAGAAGGUAGAAAAGCUGGUAUACAGCUAUCUGGAAAGCAGAUUCGGUGAAGAGGAAGCGAAGAAACCUCGUGUUCCCCAGAAGGAAAAGGAGAACAAGGAGACAAAAGUUAUUCGCUUGGCCAAGAGAGAGGCUAAGAGAAACAAGAAAGAUGCUAGGAGAAGCAAUGAUCAGAAUAUGUUGGCUCAAGCUAAGACUGAGUACCUGAGACUCGUGCGCUUACACAACAAAAGCCGUCGUAAUGAGCUCAGGAAGAAGAAGAAUAAGGAGAGCAAAAAGGAACAGUCACAGUUUAAACAAAACCCAUUUCAAUUUGGAAGGAAACUGCUGGACGGGGAUAAGAAGAACAAACCCCCUAAUUUCUCCAAGGAAGUGGCUGACAGAUUCUUUAAGAAUGAGUACUGUGAUAAGGAGAGAAGUGCUCUAUAUGUAAAGCUUAAAGGACUGCCCGAUGCCCCAGUACCAAAGACUGCAUUUGAGAUGGAGAGAUUGGACUGGGAUGAGUUUCAAACGAAGCUGAAAAGCCGUAGAAAUAAAUCAUCACCUGGUCCGAAUGGAGUCCCAUAUCUGGUAUAUAAGAGAUGUCCCAGAAUGGCGAAAGCAGUAUUCAAAUUGCUGGAUUCUCUAUGGGAAAGCCAGAGAGUCCCGCUGCAAUGGCGAGUAGGUGAAGCCAUUCUGAUAGCAAAAACUGAGGAUUUAGAUGACCCUAGUAAGUUCAGAAACAUCACUAAAACAAACACUAGUGGGAAGUUGCAGAUGGGAUUACUAGCGGACAGAAUGCUAGAGUAUAUGGUCAGCAAUAGCUACAUAGACACGUCUAUCCAGAAAGGAUUCCUGCGUAAGACACCAGGUUGCCUCGAGCAUACUCAGGCUCUGAUGGAAGAGUUGAAGGAUGCCAAAUCUAAUAGACGACAGAUCUUUGCAGUUUGGGUGGACCUAAUGAACGCGUACGGCCGGGUUCCCCACAACUUGAUAAUAUAUGCUCUAAGACAUUAUAAGUUCCCAAACUGGCUCAUAGAAUAUAUGUUUAAGUACUAUGAUGAGCUGAUUGUGAGAGUGGUGACAAAGGACUGGAAAACAAACUGGUUCUUUUAUAUGUUAGGUCUUUUUCAGGGCGACCCUCUAUCGGUUGUACUGUUCUUAAUAGUUUUCAACCUACUAUUGGAUCUCCUGAAAAAUCAAAGCGACUUGGGUUACAAGCCGUCUUUUAGUUCUAGCAGCACGUCAAGUCGUGCUUUUGCUGACGACCUAACUCUGAUGUCUCCCAGGCUGGAAAAGAUGAAGAAGCUAAUAGAUGUGAUGGAAAGAUUUCUUACUUGGUCAAGGAAAAUGAAAGCCAAGCCGAGUAAAUGCGUAUCCCUGGGGAUGAAGGUUAUAGAUGGAAGGUAUGUGUCCUAUGACCCUGAAAUUUUCAUAGAUGGAGCUCAAAUCCAGUUUAUUGGAAAUACACCGAUGAAGUUUCUUGGCCAUUGGAUAUAUGUGGAUCUGGGCCUUAAAGAUACCAAGAAGCUGAUAGAAGACAAACUGAUUACACUGUUUCAGGCAGUGGACGGAUCAGGCCUUAAUGGAGUGAUGAAAUGCUGGAUUUACAACAACCUCCUAACCAGCAAGUUCUCCUGGGACCUGAUGAUCUACAAUCUCCCGGUGUCCAAAGGUUACUCUCUAAAGAACAGCAAGGAUCCUAAAGUUAAGGAGGUCUACGAGCACAGGGCCAAGAAACAAGAAGGGAGCAGUCGGUGGGGUUACACUAAUGAGCUGAGUGCUAGAGAAAGAGAUCUCUACUUCAGAGAGUUAGUAGGGGUAACAGUGCAAGGCAGGAUGGGCUUGGGAUCCAAGAGGAGUGUAGCCAGUGAAAAGGAAAAACUGAAAGAACUGGUAUCCCACAUCUCAGAGCAGGAUAUCCUGUUGACACUGGUAGACAAGGGAGUUCAAGGACAAUUCUUAACAUGGGAAAACACCAUGCAGCUAGACCUAGGUUGGAACAACCUUAUUUACAACUACAAGAUGAGCCCUGCUCUUCUUAAGUUCCACCUCAAUGCAACCCAUGACGUUGCAAAUACUCCAGCAAACAUGAGCCUGUGGAACUAUGCUGACACAGGACACUGUCCACUUUGCGGAUGGAGACACUGCAACAUUAAGCACAUUUUGGUAGCUUGCAACUUCUCGCUGAACAACAAACGAUACAAUUGGAGGCAUGACAACGUGCUGCGGGUCAUUGCGAAAUCCCUACUGGAUCAAAUCGAGAAGUUCAACAACAAAGAUUUUAAACUUGAAGUUCAGGACUGGACAGGCUUCAAGUCAUCUAGCAGCUGUUACCAAAAACCGAAGACGAAGAUGAAAAGAGAGAGCCCUUUUGAGAAAGACCAAGAUUGGCAGAUUAUCUGGGACGAAGAUGACCUCCCAGCACAGUUCCCCCAGCACAUUUACGGAACUGCAGAACGUCCCGAUAUUGUAGUCUGGUCUGAUAAAGGAAAGGUGGUCAUAUUAGUAGAGUUGACAGUUGGUGACGAGAGUAACUUUAGUGACCAAGUAGAACGUAAACAAGCACGUUACAACAGAGAGCUUAUUCCUGGGCUGCAUGGCAGUGGGUGGAAAGCUCAGCUUUUUACGGUAGAGGUUGGGUGUAGAGGCUUCUGGCAUCAUACCUUACCAGCCCUACUAAACUACUUUGGUGUUACAAAGAGAGUAAAGAAAGCAGUGUUCCAAGAGGCGGCUUUGGUUGCUCUCAGAUGUUCCUAUGCAAUCUGGUUAGCAAGAGAAAACAAGAAGUGGAGUCCCUGCUACAACAUCGCACAAAGACCCACUGUUCUACCAUCAACUGAGUGA